UACAAUGAGAUCAAGGAAGAAACUUCAUUCUCAUUCAUAUCGAAUUUUUCUGGGCAAAUGCGCUUAGCCACAAAUAACAAUCACAUGCAAAUAAUCCAAUGAGCUCUUCUCCCAGAAACCUCAGAAAUAGUACCACUUCAUCCCCGAGGUUCCACCACCACCAUCGCCAUGCAGAGCAUCAAGCUUCCAACCCCCUUCUCCCGUCGUCAACCUCAGCUCCGCCACCGCCACCCUUACCGACCCACCUCAACGAAUCUCAAGAAAAAAAUGUUCUUCUACACGCCGUGGAGAUCGAGCCCUUCUCCGAAUCCUCACCCGGCCUAUCAGUGCCACCGUUUUCCUGGAGGAAGCUUUGGAAAUUCACGGGGCCCGGGUUUCUAAUGAGCGUUGCGUUUCUUGAUCCGGGAAACUUGGAGGGUGAUAUCCAGUCUGGUGCAAUCGCGGGGUAUUCAUUGCUGUGGCUUCUCAUGUGGGCUACAAUCAUGGGUCUUUUGGUUCAAUCGUUGUCUUUGAGGCUGGGCGUCGCAACGGGCCGGCACCUGGCGGAGAUAUGUAGAGAGGAGUAUCCCCAUUGGGCCACAUUGAUGUUGUGGUUGAUGUCGGAGCUGGCGUUGAUUGCCGCAGAUAUUCAGGAGGUGAUUGGCAGUGCCAUUGCUAUCAAGAUUUUGAGCAAUGGGGUGUUGCCUCUUUGGGCUGGUGUCCUCAUCACUGCUUUCGAUUGCUUCAUCUUCUUAUUCCUUGAGAACUACGGGAUCAGAAAGCUUGAAGCGUUUUUUGCUGUUCUUAUUACGUGUAUGGCAUUCUCUUUCGCCUGGAUGUUUUUCGACACAAAACCUAGUGGGAAGGAGCUCAUGAAAGGGCUGGUGGUACCUAAGCUUAGCUCGGAGACAAUUCCAAAAGCCGUUGGAGUCGUCGGUUGUGUCAUAUCACCUUACAAUAUCUUCUUGCAUUCAGCUUUAGUCCAAUCCAGAAAAGUUGACUUGAAGAAGAAAGGCAGAGUACAAGAGGCCCUCAAUUAUUUCAUGAUCGAGGCAUUUAUCGCCAUUUUUGUUUCAUUUAUAAUCAAUUUGUUUGUCACAACUGUAUUUGCAAAAGGAUUCUAUGGGACCCCAGAAGCCAAAACUCUAGGGUUAGUAAAUGCAGGAGAAUAUCUGCAACAGAGAUACGGUGGGGGAUUGCUCCCCAUUCUCUAUAUCUGGGGCAUUGGUCUUCUCGCAGCCGGCCAGAGUAGCACCAUCUCGGGUACUUAUGCUGGGCAGUUUAUUAUGGGUGGUUUUCUUGAUCUUCAGAUUCAAAAGUGGUUGAGAUCAUUGAUCUCGAGAAGUUGUGCCAUUUUGCCAAUUAUCAUUGUGGCUAUCGUUUUCAAUAGAUCAGAAGAGUUGCUUGAUGUUGUUAAUGAGUGGCUUAAUGUGCUUCAGGCAGUGCAAAUUCCAUUUGCAGUUGUCCCUCUUCUCCAUUUAGUGUCGAGUGAGCAGAUUAUGGGGGCCUUUGUAAUUGGAACUACUUUGGAGAGGAUAUCCUGGGGUGUGGCUACAGUGGUGAUACUGAUAAACGGAUACGUUUUGGUCGACUUCUUCAGAUCAGAAGUUCAUGGAUGGCUGUUUGGAAUUGUUGUCUGCCUUAUAGCUGCAUCAUAUGUAGCAUUUCUCUUCUAUCUAAUUUUCCGUGGCAACAGCCUAAUUAUCUCCUGGUUUGGCAGAUCACGGUUUGAUGGAUUUGCUUAUAUUAGAACUUGAAGCAUCAAACUUCAGUAUGUGACUGAUAAAACGUUCUUCGAUACAUGAAAGCGUUAUAGUAACAGACCAUACAGAACUCCGGUCGACAGAAACAUUUGUCGAGUUCGACGCCCUGGAGGCCCCGUGAAGACUGAUACAGUAUCAGAUCAUUACAGUCUAAAGUUUCUCUUGAUCAGAAGCAGUUUAUGUUAAUCUUUUGCUUGGAUGAUUACUUUCUGUAAGCUAUAGUUUUUUAUCUGAAGGGCUGUAUACAUAAAUUUAGUGGUACAACAUAAUGAUGCAAGUCUUUGUGUGUUUUUCUUCCUCUAAUUUGUCGAUGGCACACGUGAAAAGGACCAUAAUUGUAUUGAACACAUUUUACUAUAGGUUGUAAUUUUCUUCCCCU
Molecule: messenger RNA, 2121 nt
Organism: Sesamum indicum (sesame)
Lineage: Eukaryota; Viridiplantae; Streptophyta; Magnoliopsida; Lamiales; Pedaliaceae
Product: metal transporter Nramp3.1
Biological process (GO): manganese ion transport; iron ion transmembrane transport
Cellular component (GO): trans-Golgi network; membrane
Molecular function (GO): cadmium ion transmembrane transporter activity; manganese ion transmembrane transporter activity
Source: RefSeq, a predicted model, not a curated record